Molecule: messenger RNA, 1382 nt
Organism: Acaulospora colombiana
Lineage: Eukaryota; Fungi; Glomeromycota; Glomeromycetes; Diversisporales; Acaulosporaceae
Source: the annotation of a GenBank genome assembly
AAUCGAGCACACGAUCAACAAUAAAAGUACAACAAAACUCGUCUACAGAAUCGAUUACUCAAUCAACAAAGAAAGACCCCCAAAAUAACGAGCCAGUCGCAGGUCGCCCAAGAGUCGGCAAGCGUCAAUCCAACCCGGUGGUCGAAACUUUUGCCGGGAACAGGCAAUCUUGGUUGCAAUUUUUUACAAGCGGACCUCCAGCUCAGACUAACUUAGAAAAGAUAGAAAAGAGUUCGAGCGUCAAGAUGAUCACUGACGGGAAACCUGAUUUAGACGGUGCGACCAAAAUAGCACUGGCGGCUGAAGAAGGGAAGACAAAACCUGUUGCUGAUACACCGGUACUAUUUCCAUCGCCAAAGUUAAAGCCUGUACCGCUUAAUGUUGUGAUGCCAACAUUUGACGAGUUUGCGGUGAAUAAGCCCCGUAGGAUCCCAAAUUCACCAAUUCAACAAGCCCUUCACGCCAUCAAUUCUUAUUUCUUCCCACCCGAUAAACCUGUCGAAGGUAUUCUGCCCAGAUGGCUUGACGAAAUUACUCGUUCCACUGUUGAUGUCAAACGUAUUGCCAUCAUCGGUGUUCAUGGAUGGUUCCCUGCAAAGUUUUUAAGGGCCGUAGUUGGUCAACCAACGGGCACCUCGCCAAAAUUCUGUGAUAUGAUGGCAAAAGCUAUAUUGGGGUACCUUUCCCAACACAACAUCAGCCUUCCAAGUGAUGCGAUCACUUGCAUACCACUUGAGGGGGAAGGUACAAUAGAUGCUCGGGUGAAAUUGUUGUUUAAAAAUUUGACAUAUAAUAAAACCUGGUGUGAGGCUUUAUCUUUAGCGGAUGUUGUUUUUGUCGCAACACAUUCUCAAGGGACACCUGUCAGUACAAUUCUUCUCUCCCGACUUAUCCAGGAACGUUUGGUGUUCCCCAAUAGACAGCGUAUAUGCAUGUUGGCUAUGGCAGGAAUAUCACAUGGGCCUUUUCCUUAUUUGUUAAAGCAUCAUCUGGUAACAUAUUUUGUUGGUGCGUCGGAUGCAGCCAGGGAACUAUUUGAAUUCAUGGACACGGAAAGCAUGGUUUCUAAAAGAUACCACGAAUCACUUAAUGUUGUGAUCAAAAGUGGUGUCAAAAUAGUGUAUGUCGCGUCUCUGGAUGAUCAGGCAGUGCCGCUGUAUUCUGGAUUGUUCACGGGCCUCGAUCAUCCAUCAAUUCUACGUGCAAUUUAUAUUGAUGGUCCGUUAUACCAAGAAAAUGACUUCCUAACGAAUUUAAUAGUUUUCGCCAUACGGUUGCGAAACGCUGGUAUAAUUGAUCACGGUUUAAUAGUUCAGCUAAGUGAGGUAGCCGCAGGUCCAGUGUAUGGUGAAGGUCAUUCGGCCUUGUACACAGAGAUUGAU